AUGGGAUUUCUCCGCUUUUCAAUCCUCUGCUUCCUCUGGCUCACUGUGCCCUUGGGUGCGAUGGCAACAUCCGGGACAGGCUUCAGGUGCAUCAUGUACUUCACUGGCCAGCACCCCAUUGCUCCUCCAAUCGAUCAGCUUCAUCAUGUGACCCAUGUGGCUGUAGCUUUCAUGAGUCCUGGCCUCUUCAAUGAGCCCGGACGCACCGACUGGCCGUUAUUCACUACUGUUGACGAGCUCCGAGCCAAGUUUGCCAAGGGAACCAAGAUCAUGAUUGCCAUUGGCGGUUGGGGCGAUACGGUCGGCUUCUCGGUAGCCGCUCGUACCGACAAGGCCCGUAAGGCCUUCGCCGAAAACGUAGCCGCCAUGGUCAGGGCUACCGGUGCCGACGGCAUCGACGUUGACUGGGAAUAUCCAGGUGGCAAUGGUGAAGACUACAAGCAGGUGCCCAACUCGGCCAAGGCCUGGGAGAUUACUGCUUACCCACUGCUCCUCGAAGAGCUGCGCGCCGCCCUGGGCCCAGACAAGGUGAUUUCAGCUGCAGUGCCUGGUCUGAAGCGUGACAUGCUCGCCUUCACCCACGAGAUGAUGCCACGCAUAAUGCACCACCUCGAUUUUCUGAAUGUCAUGACGUAUGACCUGAUGAAUCGACGAGACACCGUGACCAAACACCAUACCGGAGUUGAGUUGAGCCUUGAGGCCCUCGACGCCUACAUCGCCGCGGGUGUAGCGCCACAGAAGCUCAAUCUGGGCUUUGCCUUCUACGUAAAGUAUUUCCGGACGGAGCGUGAGGCUUGCGAACAGUCGGCCUCCCCGAUCGGCUGUCCGACGCUUCUCCUGGAGGAUCCUGACACGGGAGCCGACCUCGGACGCAGCGGUGCGUUUUCGUGGCAUGACCCGGUGCCAGAAGAAUUGGCCGAAUCAUUUCAAAGAGCGCUCAAUCAAGGGACCUAUGAUGACAAGGGAGGCGGGUACUACUUUUGGGACAGCAUUGAGGAUAUAUGGUGGACUUUUGACACGGCCGAUGCCAUCAGGCGCAAGUUUCCCUCGAUACUCAGUCAGAGGCGCCUUGGGGGCGUGUUCGCCUGGGGUCUGGGCGAAGACGCGCCCCUGUUCGAGCAUCUGGCUGCACUAAAUGACGGCUUGGAAAAGUACCAUGAGGUAAGAGACGAGCUGUGA
This is a messenger RNA of Canariomyces notabilis, 1179 nucleotides long. Its product is annotated as glycoside hydrolase family 18 protein. Gene Ontology annotation, cellular component: extracellular region. The record is from RefSeq and is a predicted model, not a curated record. The transcript is spliced from 3 exons. Gene Ontology annotation, biological process: carbohydrate metabolic process; chitin catabolic process. NCBI's taxonomy places the organism in Eukaryota, Fungi, Ascomycota, Sordariomycetes, Sordariales, Chaetomiaceae. Gene Ontology annotation, molecular function: chitin binding; chitinase activity. The coding region runs from base 1 to 1179 and encodes 392 amino acids.